AUGUCGCGAAAACUAUCAGACUGGGGCUCAACUCCUUCCGCUGCACCUGUUCCGAAUCUUUCUCUUGGCGACUUUGCUCCUGAGAAAACCCAAUCGCGAAUUUCUGCUGAUGGUUCUCGUUGGGUCGUGACCAUGGAUUGCCGAAAUUUCCAUCCAGAAGACAUUUCAAUUCGAACGAUCGGAGCCGCAGUUGAAGUUCGGGCUAAGACUGUUCAAUCGUCUGAGAACGACAGCAAUAUUGUCCGAGAAUUCAACAGAAAAUAUCAUCUUCCCGAAGGCCUCGAUCCUCAGCUUGUUGAAUCUACUCUCACUUACGAUGGAAUGCUGAUCAUCAGCGCUCCCCUUCCAAAUGCCCGCCCUCUUCAGUCCAGUGCCUCUGAUCCUGAACAAACAAUUCGACUUCGACCAGUCAUUUCCUAA
Molecule: messenger RNA, 420 nt
Organism: Oikopleura dioica
Lineage: Eukaryota; Metazoa; Chordata; Appendicularia; Copelata; Oikopleuridae
Source: the annotation of a GenBank genome assembly